Molecule: messenger RNA, 6946 nt
Organism: Eurytemora carolleeae
Lineage: Eukaryota; Metazoa; Arthropoda; Copepoda; Calanoida; Temoridae
Product: glutamate synthase 1 [NADH], chloroplastic
Exons: 15
Coding region: 167-6577 (2136 amino acids)
Molecular function (GO): iron-sulfur cluster binding; FMN binding; iron ion binding
Source: RefSeq, a predicted model, not a curated record
CUGAGUCAGUAAGCACGAGACUAACCAGAGUAGAACAUUGAACCAAAACAUUGUUGGAACAUUCUCUUGAAAAUCAAAUUUUACAGAAAACAGGGGAUUUUAGGGGAAUCCCGUCGUACAUCUCCACUAGAGCACAGUAGAAAAGGUGAGCACUAGCAGUGUGAGUAUGGGGUUUGAUGAGAACUCUCCAUAUUUUCCUGAAAAGCAAGGAUUGUACGAUCCCGCGCUGGAAAGGGAUGCUUGUGGAGUCGGGUUUAUUGUUCAUAUUGAUGGAAGCUCUUCUCAUCAGAUUCUCCUGGAUGCUCAGGAGCUUAGCAGGAGGAUGACCCAUAGAGGAGCUUGUGGAGCUGAUAACGAUAGCGGGGAUGGAGCCGGAGCAUUGGUGGCGCUUCCUCACCCAUUUUAUAAAACCAAACUCAGUGAGGAGCUCGGUAUACAUCUGCCAGAACCUGAUGAGUACGCAACAGGAAUACUUUUCCUUGAUCCUGUUCAUCAUCAGAUAUCCAGAGAUGAAUUUGCUGAGCUGGCCGGAACACUAGGAGUGCGCGUGCUUAUUUGGCGCGAGUUGCCGCGUAGCAAUGCUUGCCUUGGAGCUAUGGCGAAGAAGACGGAGCCCCUGAUCACCCAGGUGUUCCUCGUCCCCUCCACCUCCGACAUGGACAAGGAGGAGUUUGCAAAGAAAAUUUUUGUUCUGAGAAAGAAAGCAACACACAGGUUUACAGAGAGAAGGUUUUAUAUUUGCUCCCUGUCAACCAAGACUGUGGUUUACAAGGGACAAUUUGAUCCUUGUCAACUCUGGGAAUACUUCCUGGAUCUACAGAAUCCGGAGUUUAAAACCAAACUCUGUAUUGUGCACACAAGGUUCUCAACCAACACCUUCCCCAGCUGGGAGCGCGCGCACCCUAUGCGCUAUGUUGCGCAUAACGGAGAGAUAAACACGCUCCGGGGUAACGUGAAUCUUAUGAAGGCGAGGGAGGGGGUGAUGUCUAGCUCCAGGUUCGGAGACGAGUUGAAGGAUUUGUAUCCGGUAGUGGAGCAGAACCUAUCCGACUCCGGGUCCUUGGACUGCUGCCUUGAGUUCCUUGUCCAGGCAGGGAACAGGUCGCUGCCUGAGGCCGUGAUGACUAUGGUCCCUGAGGCCUGGCAGAAUGACCCGGCGAUGGACAGUUCAAGAAAGAAUUUCUAUGAAUGGGCGAGCUGUACCAUGGAGCCAUGGGACGGACCAGCACUCGUCACUUUUAGCGAUGGACGAUAUGUCGGAGCAAUCCUAGACAGAAAUGGUCUUCGUCCAUCAAGGUUCUAUGUGACCUCCGACAAUAUUAUGGUCAUGGCCUCCGAGGUCGGAGUUUUCGAUUCUCCGCCUGAGAAGAUUCUACAGAAAGGUAGAUUGAUGCCCGGAAAGAUGCUUCUGGUGGAUACAGAGGAGAAGAGAAUCAUAGGAGACGAGGAGGUGAAAAGUAAGAUUGCCGACUCCCGUCCUCACGGGGAAUGGUGGAACCAGCAUAUAACCUUGGACAUGCUGAGCAAAGGGUUUAAGCAGGAAACUCUCUUCUACAAUCCUAUCGUCAGAGAUAUGAACGGGGACGAGCCUAAUAUCCUGGAGAGGUUGUGGACUGGAGACAGAAGGAUGCCUAUGUUUGGCUACACUAUUGAGACUAUUCAGAUGUUGAUGGUUCCUAUGUUUAAGACGAGAAAGGAAGCUUUAGGUUCUAUGGGUAAUGACGCCCCCCUGGCCUGUUUGUCCAGGUACCAGCCCCAGAUAUACGAGUACUUUAAGCAGUUGUUCGCUCAGGUCACCAAUCCUCCCAUUGACCCCUUCAGGGAGAAGAUUGUUAUGUCCCUAGCUUGUCCUGUUGGACCUGAAGGGAAUAUUCUUGAACCAGGAGCAGAACAGUGUCACAGGCUAUGGUUGGAGAACCCCAUUCUCUCAUUGGGUGAUCUUCAAUCCAUCAAGACUACCAAUGUGAUGGGCUGGAAGGCUGCUGUGGUUGAUAUCACCUUCUCCAGGUUAUGCAGCUGCAUGGCUACUGAGAUCGACCGUAUCUGUGAGGAGGUUGAGCAGGCCGCUCACUCUUGUCAGUUCAUCAUCCUUUCCGACCGUAAUAUUGGUCCUGAUCGUGCUCCGGUCCCCGCUCUCCUGGCAUCUGGAGCUGCUCACCAUCAUCUCAUCUCCAAGAGGCUGAGGAGCAAAUGCGCGCUGAUUGUCGAGACAGGAGAAGCACGUGAGGUGCAUCAUAUGUGCGUUCUUCUUGGGUAUGGAGUUGAUGCUAUCUGUCCUUACAUGGUGUUCGAAAUAGCUCACAUGUUGAGGAACGAGGGUUUGAUUGAUCCUGAGAUAACGGACCAUGUUGUUUAUGAAAACUAUGCAGCUGCUGUAGACAGAGGAAUAUCUAAGGUUAUGGCAAAGAUGGGUAUCUCUACUCUACAAUCUUACAAAGGAGCCCAAAUCUUUGAGGCCGUCGGUCUUUCUCAAGAGGUCAUUGACAAAAGCUUCCUUGGAACCCCCUCCCGUCUCGGAGGAGCCACCUUUGACAUUAUUAUGGAGGAGACAUUGCAGAGGCAUGAGGUUGCUUUCGGCGAGAACGAAUGCGAUUCGAGGAUUCUGAGAAAUCCUGGAUUUUUUCAUUGGAGGUCAGGAGGGGAGAAACACGUCAAUGACCCAUCCUCCAUUGCCCUGCUACAGGAGGCCACUAAGCAUGAGAAUAAGUCAGCCUAUGAAAAGUACUGUGAGGCUGCUAUGAAUAGUAUUAAGGACUGCACCCUCCGAGGACAACUAGAGGUCGUCUUCCCUGAGACCGGGAUAGAUAUUGAUGAGGUUGAACCCGCGGCAAAUAUAGUGAAAAGGUUUGCCACCGGAGCCAUGUCCUUUGGGAGCAUCUCCCUGGAGGCCCACACCACCCUCGCUAUAGCCAUGAACAGGAUGGGAGGGAAGUCCAACACGGGGGAGGGUGGAGAAGAUGCUGAUAGGUAUUUAAAUCAAGAUGCUGAAUUCAACAAGAGGUCAGCCAUCAAGCAGGUGGCCUCUGCUAGAUUCGGAGUGACCUCUGCCUACCUUUCUCACGCUGAUGAGCUGCAGAUCAAGAUGGCGCAAGGAGCUAAACCCGGAGAGGGAGGAGAGCUCCCGGGAUAUAAAGUUACAAAGGAAAUUGCUAAAACCCGACACUCUGUACCAGGAGUAGGACUUAUCUCUCCUCCACCUCACCACGAUAUUUACUCCAUAGAAGAUCUGGCACAGUUGAUCUAUGAUCUCAAAUGCGCGAACCCUUCAGCUAGGAUCUCAACCAAGCUGGUCUCGGAGGUCGGAGUAGGUGUGGUCGCUUCCGGAGUCGCCAAGGGGAAGUCGGAGCACAUUCUUAUCUCCGGACAUGACGGAGGUACUGGUGCCUCCUCCUGGACCGGGAUUAAAGGAGCAGGGUUGCCCUGGGAGCUUGGUCUAGCAGAAACCCAUCAGACCCUAACCCUUAACAACCUGAGAUCUAGGGUUGUUCUCCAGGCUGACGGUCAGAUGAGAACCGGUUUUGACGUUCUGGUCGGCGCGCUGCUCGGCGCAGACGAGUUUGGGUUUUCUACUGCUCCUUUGAUUGUAAUGGGGUGCACAAUGAUGAGGAAAUGUCAUCUUAACACCUGCCCAGUCGGUGUAGCGACACAGGACCCUGAGCUGAGAAGAAAGUUCGAGGGUAAACCCGAACACGUGGUAAACUUCUUCUUCAUGAUCGCCGAGGAGCUUCGUGGAUACAUGGCUCGUCUUGGAUGCAAAACAUUCCAGGAUCUUAUCGGGAAAACUCAAUUCCUCAGGAAGAGGAGUGGGCUACCUAAGAAAGCUGGCAUGUUGCAGUUUGAUGCUAUUCUGAAGAACGCCCUUGAGAUGCGUUCUGGAAUAUCUAUCCAGGGAGGAUCCGUCAAACAAGAUUUUGAACUGGAAAAGCGCAGUGAUAACAUUCUUAUUGAGAAGGCCAGUGAUGUAUUGAAUGGAACCGCCAAGACCGUUGAUAUUGCGAUGGAGAUAACAAACUAUCAGAGAACCUUCGGAGCCACCUUGUCUAACAAGAUCUCCCUGAGGUAUGGAGAAGAAGGUCUACCUGAUGGCAGUAUUAAUAUUCGCUUGACCGGCUCAGCUGGUCAGAGCUUCUGCGCCUUCCUGGCGAGAGGAGUGUCAGUUACCCUUGAGGGUGAUGCUAAUGAUUAUGUUGGAAAAUGUUUAUCUGGAGGAACCAUUAUUGUUUUCCCACACAAGAACGGGGCUCCUGAGUUCAAAUCUGAGAAGAAUGUUAUUGUUGGUAAUGUGUGCCUCUACGGUGCUACUUCCGGCAGGGCAUACUUCCGUGGCAUUGGAGCAGAGAGGUUCUGCGUGAGAAACUCUGGAGCAAUUGCUGUUAUUGAAGGGGUUGGAGACCAUGGUUGUGAGUAUAUGACUGGGGGAAGAACUGUCAUUCUUGGUCCUACUGGGCGCAACUUUGCUGCUGGUAUGUCCGGUGGAAUUGCUUAUGUUCUUGAUGACUUGGAGAGCUUUAGGAAAAAGUGCAACACCAGCAUGGUUGAUCUUAUUGGAGUAAGCAACCCUAUUGAUUUAGACUUCUUAAAAUCUACUCUGGAAGAUUUUGUAUCUUGCACCGGAUCUGAGGUUGGAUCAUCUUUGCUUGCUAGCUGGCCUGAGUCCGCCAAGAGGUUUAUCAAAGUGUUCCCCCACGAGUACCAGAGAGCCCUGCAGGAGUUGGAGAAUGAGAGGGCCGAAGAGGAAGCGGAGAAGAAGUUUUCUCCUGGAAUUAUGCUGAACGGAGACCACCUGAAAUCUCCCUCAUUGGAUAUUAGGAAUGCAUAUGAGAUUGACAACACUCCAGCAAUCAACGGAAUAUCUCAUCUUAUUCUUCCUGCAGAGAAGAUGGAACCUUUGAGUGAGGAUGAGGAUGAAGAUGAGGAUGACAAGAAAAUUUCUAACUUUGUUCUCCCAACCCUGACUGUGCCAAAGAAGUUGCCCGUCAAGGUUCUUGAGAUUGAGAAGAAACCUAUUCGAGAUAUAGAGGACUCUAUCAUUGAUUCUACAAAAAAGAAAAAGAGGGAAAAUCUGCUUGACAAAACUCGUGGAUUUGUCAAAUAUAAGAGAGAAACAAAGAAUUAUAGAGAUGCAGCUGAGAGGCAGAAUGACUGGAAUGAAAUCUAUGAUUUCAAACAUGUCCGUCGUGGGCUGAAGAUGCAAGCUGCCCGAUGCAUGGACUGUGGUGUUCCUUUCUGUCACUCCGUCUCACAUGGUUGUCCACUUGGCAACAUUAUUCCCAAGUUCAAUGAUCUUGUGUUCCACAGUGACUGGAAGGAGGCUCUAAACCAGCUGACACAAACUAACAACUUCCCUGAGUUUACUGGUCGUGUAUGCCCUGCUCCCUGUGAAGGUGCUUGUGUCCUGGGCAUCAAUGAACCCCCCGUCACUAUCAAGAAUAUUGAAUGCUCCAUUAUUGAUAAUGCAUUUGAGCAAGGCUGGAUCAAGGCCUGUGCCCCCAAGCACAGAACAGGAAAGAAGGUUGUUAUCAUUGGUUCCGGACCUGCCGGGCUAGCAGCCGCCGACCAGCUUAAUAAGGCUGGUCACUUUGUCACUGUUCUGGAGAGGAAAAAUAGGAUAGGAGGUCUGCUCAUGUAUGGAAUUCCAACGAUGAAACUUUCCAAGGAGGUUGUACAGCGCAGGGUUGAUUUAAUGGCCUCUGAAGGAAUUGUCUUCAAGACCAAUGUUGAUGUUGGGAAAGAUAUCCCAGCUGCUGAUCUAAAGAAUCAGUAUGAUGCGGUCCUGCUCUGCACUGGUGCAACCUGGCCUAGGGAUUUACCAAUUGAAGGUCGUAGCAGUGACGGAAUUCACUUUGCCAUGGAGUUCCUCCAGACCUGGCAGCAGAAGCAGCAUGGUGAUGAUAUUGAUCAUCUACCUCUAUCUGCCAAAGAUAAGGAUGUAGUUGUUAUUGGAGGUGGAGACACUGGUUGUGACUGUAUUGGUACUUCUCUGAGACAAGGAGCUAAAUCCAUCACAACCUUUGAGAUCCUUCCUCAGCCUCCAAACUCUCGUGGAGCUGACAACCCAUGGCCUCAGUAUCCUCGACUCUUUAAGGUUGAUUAUGGACAUGAAGAGGUUGCGUUGAAGUGGGGAGGAGAUCCUCGAAGAUAUAACACCGUGAGUAAGAAGUUCCUGUCCGAUGAGAUGGGGCGUGUGAGUGGGAUUGAAACCAUGCUGGUAGAGUGGACCAAGGAUGAGGCCGGGAGAUGGAAGAUGGCCGAGGUUCCGGGAUCCGAGAAGACCUACUAUUGUCAGAUGGUGAUGCUUGCCAUGGGAUUCCUGGGCCCGGAGAAGGAGAUCCUGGAGCAGAUGAGCCUGGACAAGGAUCCACGAGGAAAUAUAAAAACUCCUGUUGGCAAGUACUCAACCAACGUGGAAGGAGUUUUUGCAGCUGGAGACUGUAGACGAGGACAGAGUCUCGUUGUCUGGGGUAUUACCGAGGGACGACAGGCGGCUAGGGAGGUAGAUAUCUAUCUAACAGGGAAAUCCUCCCUCCCUGGUCCAGCAGGGAUCAUCAUCCCACCAACCAACCUUCUCCAGGGUUAAACUAGAGUUAAGUUAAUCUCAAGGUUCGUGUUUAACUGUUCAGAAAAUCUCUCGAAAUUUCGGCUUUCAUAUGGAUUUUGAAUCCUCUCUCUAAUCCUUCAGUCUUCCUAGGGUGGGGGGUUCUAGGAGGCUUCUCGUGUAUUUAUUCCUCCUGGAACCCCCUGUAUUUGAUUGAAUAUUGUUGUAACACUAGUGAUUAGAGUUAGCAUUUUAGAGCCUAGAAUUGUUAGAAUCAGUAAUUAUAAAACGAGCAAUGCAAAAGUUUGCUCUGUUAAAGGUUAACUGCUCGUAUUGAAAUGUUAAAUUAAUGUUAAAUUCAUUUGUUUUGGAAAUAUGUAUUUUUGCUUGAAAAAUCUACGCUAUAUUUAA